This is a messenger RNA of Rhagoletis zephyria (snowberry fruit fly), 821 nucleotides long. RefSeq lists its product as uncharacterized. Gene Ontology annotation, molecular function: oxidoreductase activity. The record is from RefSeq and is a predicted model, not a curated record. NCBI's taxonomy places the organism in Eukaryota, Metazoa, Arthropoda, Insecta, Diptera, Tephritidae.
AUGGGAGGAUCAGGUAUUGGAGCUACCACUGCAGAAGCUUUUGCCCAGCACGGCGCCAAGGUUGCAAUUGUCGGACGAAAUGAAGCUAACUUAAAAGGUACUGAAGCUGCCUGCAAAGCAGUCAAUAGCCGAGCCGAAAUAUUGCCUAUCCUUGCUGACGUAACAACAGAUGCCGAACGUAUUAUAAACGAAACUGUGGUGAAAUUCGGAAAACUGGAUGUGCUGGUGAACAAUGCCGGCAUAUUUGCAACUGGCAAUAUUUUAAACAUUGAAGUUGACCAAUUUGACCAAAUUUUAAAUACUAACUUGCGUUCGGUAUUCCUUUUGACCAAAUUCGCUGCCCCACAUCUGGUGAAAACUCAGGGAAAUAUUGUAAAUGUUUCCAGUGUCGCUGGUCUGCGUUCAUUUGCGGAUGUCUCCCGCUACUGUACCUCUAAGGCAGCUCUUGAUCAGUUUACCAGAUGUAUUGCUCUGGACUUGCCAGCACAUAAUGUACGCGUGAACGCGGUUAAUCCUGGUGUUAUAGUCACAGAUAGUUCCAUACGUGCCGGCAUGUCGAAGGAGGAAUAUGAAAAAUAUUUGGAACAUUGUAAGGAAACGCAUGCACUAGGCCGCGUUGGCUCCACUAAAGAAGUAGCCGAUGCUAUCAUUUUUCUAGCUGCUGAUACCGCCAGUUUUAUAACAGGCACAACUUUGCCCAUCGAUGGCGGUAAACAUGCUAUGUGUCCGCGUUAAAAAGGAACUUAAUGUUUAGUUAGAUGACAACAAUAAAAAAUUAAUAAUUUGAUUACAAGUAAUUUUAAAAAUGUGAAACUAUUUAA